UCUUGGAUGAAGUAGGUCUAAGACCUUUCAUUUUUUUAAUAUAUAAAAGAAAAACAAAACAAAUAAAAGGCAAAAGAAAGUUGAAGGGAGAAAACAAACAAAAAAAAGUUUUGAUUUUGAAGGUGAAAAUUGAAAUGGGUGGAAAUGGAAGAGAGGAAAAAUUUGUUUACCGGAUCAGCAGAGCAGAAGAAUGGGAAGAGUUGCAGAGAAACAGCUCUACUUUUGGCGGAGACCUUGAUAAGUCUUCUUGCUUCAUUCACCUAAGCGAUCUUCAUCAGGUACAGUCCACUCUGCAAAACUUCUUCCUCAACACCAACCAUGACCUGUACCUCCUCCAAAUCGAUGCCAACAAGCUUGGGGAUGGAUUGGUGUAUGAAAAAGUGGAUGAAUCGAAUAGUUUCCCUCAUUUGUAUGGACCAUCUGGGAGCUUCAUGCCUCUUCCUUUAGAUGCUGUUACAAAAGCUGAGAAGCUUUCCUUUGUGGAUGGCCGAUUCAGCUGUACUUUGCUCGACUGAUUCACUUCAUCAUUUUCAUUAUCUUCUAUUUCAUCUUUGUAAUAAUAGGUGAUGAUAUGGUCACUUUCUUGCAUUAUUGUUCUUCUAGUUUAGUUUCAUAUUAUGAUACACAACUCGUUCUGUUUCUUUUAUACUUGAAAUAUAUAGCUUAAAUAAGAAUUUGAUGUAGUGUGUGAAAACUUUUUUUUAUUUUGGCUUUUGAAAAUGUGUAUGGUAAACAAACCUGUCAAAUGCUAGACCACUUGCCCA
Molecule: messenger RNA, 764 nt
Organism: Humulus lupulus (European hop)
Lineage: Eukaryota; Viridiplantae; Streptophyta; Magnoliopsida; Rosales; Cannabaceae
Exons: 3
Coding region: 135-515 (126 amino acids)
Source: RefSeq, a predicted model, not a curated record